GAUUCUGUUCCAGAUAUUUUGAAUGUGAUGGUUCUCCAGUGAAGUGAUUGGAUCCUAAUGUCCGGCAACAGCUCACACUUCAUAGUUCUCUUUUGUCGGUCUUUGUUUUGGAUGUCAAGUCCGAUGAUCUUACAAAGUUGUUCUCGAGCCCGCUAUCCCUACAAGCCUGCACUCGAGUCCAAAGUCCGUCAUCCUCAACCAAUGCUAUCAUUAUCUUCAACCCUUUACCUUGACAUCUCAUCAACUCGAAUCCACAUCUCAUUCCUCUUGGGCGAAUUUUCAUAUCAUCGAUCAAGACCCAAAUCUUCGGUGCUUAAGAAAAGCAAGGAGUUCAGACAUCGAGACCAGCAGUUUGUUCGAAGGAAAUAAACUACCGAGAGUAAAAUUGCAACAAGGAGUUCUGCACUUAGAUUUUGUUUUGUUUCAAGUUUGAGCUACAGCAAGUUGAUGGGAAUCCCAGAAUUGAUAUUUUGUUAUUGGACUAUGCAAACCAAAAAGU
Messenger RNA from Mollisia scopiformis, 499 nucleotides. RefSeq lists its product as uncharacterized. The record is from RefSeq and is a predicted model, not a curated record. The transcript has a single exon. The coding region runs from base 58 to 369 and encodes 103 amino acids. NCBI's taxonomy places the organism in Eukaryota, Fungi, Ascomycota, Leotiomycetes, Helotiales, Mollisiaceae.